This is a messenger RNA of Haliotis rufescens (red abalone), 3473 nucleotides long. Its product is annotated as torsin-1A-interacting protein 1-like. The transcript is spliced from 3 exons. Gene Ontology annotation, molecular function: ATPase activator activity. The record is from RefSeq and is a predicted model, not a curated record. Gene Ontology annotation, cellular component: membrane. NCBI's taxonomy places the organism in Eukaryota, Metazoa, Mollusca, Gastropoda, Lepetellida, Haliotidae. Gene Ontology annotation, biological process: membrane organization. The coding region runs from base 162 to 1349 and encodes 395 amino acids.
ACAGCAAUAUUUGUUUAGACUCUAAGGAGCAUUUCUCCGCUUGGGGUCGCAAAGCGCAGAGAUUGAAAGAAAGCCGGGAACCGUCUUGCCAACACAGAAUCUUGCUGUGUAGGAAUCACAUGGCUUAUUAACUUAAAACGAUAAGAACAAGGACCUCCACUAUGCCAGGCAAUAUAAAGGGUGGUCACAAUCUCAGGAGUUUAAAUUCAUCCAAGGGUUCUGAUGCAGACAGUCCAUCUUUAAACAAUCGGAAUCGGAGGGCAACGACCCCUAAUACCUCCCACAACACCAGCAGUCGAUCAUACAGGGAACAUGACAGCGAGGCUGAAGAUGAAGAUGAAGAUGAGUACACAGACUCACAAGAAGAUGAUGUUGACAGCAGCUAUGCCACUACCAGAGCCUCUCCAGCAGCUGUGACUCCAUCCCCCAAACUUCAACGAUGGGCAAACAGUCGGGGGAAUGCGUCCGAUAGUGACACAUCUCCCAUACCUCAUCAACGGUCAAAUCCUCGGGGGAAUGUGUCUGGUGGAAGCCCUUCAUCGCGAUAUGAGAGAAUGUACCCAGAUUUGUCUCCAAUGCAGAAUGAGCAAAGGCCUGCAGCUCCCCGGCCACCUAAGAAUCAGAGGACUGUUCCAACAUCACCCUAUCCCUGGAUCGGACUCGUGGGUCUAGUAGUUCUAAUUCUAUCGGGAUUCCUCUUCUCUGGAUCCCGUAGGUUUCAACUCACACGCAGUCCCAGCUUUCAGGGCUUCGUGUCCAAGGUUGAUGACCUUCGAAUGUCCUUCAAGUCCCAGGACAAGAGAACAUGGAAAACCAUUAAGUCAUCUGUAAAACACAUUCUCAAUGCCACUGACCCUGAAUACCCCGCCGUUGUGUUGUUCGCUGUGCAGAAAGACCAACAUGCAGCUGCAAGCUGCCUGGCCCGAAGAGUUGCCUCCCUUUUUAACCAUCUGACAAGCAGUGUGCAAGAUGACGGCUACAUGGACGCAAGGCUCUUGAAUCAUCUUGAUGCAAGGGUGCAGAAGGAAAACCUUGAUGAUAAAAUAAGGGCUAAUUUUAAGACUGGACGAUCUGUCGUUAUUGAUCACCUUGAGGGCUUGUCGCCAACGGCAUCUUUGCUGUUACAUGGCAUCUGUGAUAAUGACAACGCACCUUUCAAAGACGUGUUUAUUGGGAUUGUGUUUCAUGUUGAUAGAGAACUGAACGUACGUGAGGUGGACUUGGAACUAGAAAAGUAUUUUAAGUCUGAACUCGAUCCGGACAAGAUAGGAGCGCUGUUGACAAGGAUAAAUAACAAUGCAGUUGUUGUGAGGAAAGAAGAAGGGGACAUUUCAUCCCUCUGUACUUAGCAGGGUUGUGGAAUCUCACAAGAUUACAGGAAGUCUGUACUUAGCAAUACAAAGGGCAAACUCAAUCACGCUUAAAAACAACAUUGGUAGCUUAGAUUAGUUUGUUUUUUUAAAUACCGGUACUUGCUUAAAAAAAAUGGGUUGGAUCCACCAACUUAACAUGCUUAGAUAAAAAAAUCUAAUUUCAGCCAUGGAAAGACCUCAGUGACAAUGACUGGGGAAGAACGUUCUUAGUUGGGAAUGAUCAUGGAAGGAAAAUCUCAGCUGACAAUGAUCGUGGAAGGAAAAUCUCAGUUGACAAUGAUCGGGGAAGGAAGUUCUCAGUUGGCAAUAGUAGGGUAAAAGAGACCGUAAUUGACUUGAUUUUGAAACUUUUUGAAACAGUUUAAAAUAUUUAGAGGUGACAUUUAAAUUGUAAUAACAUAAAUAAUAAUUGUAUAGUACUAGUCUCUGCUUGCAUGCACAGAGGUCUCGAGCCGCUGUUUAAUGAAAUGAAUCAAAUCUAAGAACUAGGUAUUAGUUUAGCUUCAAUCAGUUUCCUUUUAUGAUGGAUACAUUUCUCCAGCAUGUUGAGUUUUCAUGUCCUGUAUCACCUUACUACUGAGAUAACAUAGUGGUUACAGUCUGACCAUUUAUAAAAAUAUUUUGAAAAUGAAGUAUUUCAAGUGACAAGUUUUUCGACAAACUGCUGGAAAAAUUAAAUACCAGAAUGUGCAUUGUGUUUUCAGGGCUUCAGUGAAGUGUUUCUUCUGUUUAUUAUCCAAGUGUGAAAUGAUGCAUUAAAACUCUGCUGCACUGCAAUACAUGGUCUUCGAUAUGAUACAUGCAGACCUGUAUCAUGAAACAUGAUGAUCGAAAUACAUUAACAAAAGGGUAACUCAUCAAAAUGGGUUAAAUCUGAGCUUGAGAAGCCGUCCACAUCCAACAAUCCAAAUGUUUUGGGACAUAUUGACCUCACUGUUACUUGGUUACCAUGGAAACACCAUUUCUCGACCUAUCUGAAAUAAACAGAAAUUUCAGUUCAUGAAUUUGUGGUGUUAUUCUGGUGUGUUCAGACAUGUAUCGUAUUGUGUCAUGACCUUGGUAUGGAGAUAUUAAUCAUAUUGUUGCACCUCCAACAUUUUCAGUCUCUCCCUGUGUUCGGUGUUUCUGUGCAUAAUACAAUAGCUCCAAGGUGAUCCUGUGAUGAAGGGGCGGUCAGGUAGCCUGGUGGUUAAAGCGUUCACUUGUCACGCCGAAGACCCAGGUUCGAUUCCCGACACGGGUACAAUGUGUGAAGCCCAUUUCUGGUGUCCCCCACUGUGAUAAUGCUGGAAUAUUGCUAAAAGCGGAGUAAAACCAUACUCACUCACUCACUCACUCACACUGCUUCGAUGUUGGGGUGGUGGGUUUGCCUCGUGGUGAAAGCAUUCAUCUAUCACACCAAAGGCCGGGUUUAAAACCCCACAUAGGUAUAGUGUGUAGCCUAUUUCUGGCAUCCCCUGCAAUGAUAUUGCUGAAAUCCCCAUAUAGGGAUUGUUUCCUAGAUGUGAUAUUGCUGUACUAUUGUUAAGAGACAUAGAAAUCCAUACUUAUUCACUCACUCUCCCAACCAUUUGUUUGCCUGGUUGAAUCUAGUUAUAGGUUGCCGAUUCCUAUAUAGUUGCCACAGUAGUUCCAGUCACCUAGUUUAAUCUCUCUGAAAGGCUGUAUGUAUUAAUGAUACAUAUAAAUAUAUAUGGUUUUAUUACUGUAAGCACAGGUGGUCCUGUCGAAAAAGGUGCCAUGAGUUGCAUCCACAAGGUGUACCAGGAUCUGAUGAUCUGAUGAUCAUGUGUUUGAAUCUCAGAUUCACCCUGAUUAUGAUCCUUCAUUUGAUAUUUCCACAAAACCAUAAUUCAAUUUUUCAAUGUUUCAUCAUUCCAAACAUCCUGUGUUCUCGCCAUCCAAUGUUAGGCGAUGGACCCACUAAGUGGUUAUUCACGUUUGUACAAUUUAUUUUCACUCCCAAAAAAUGUAAGUUGCAUUAUUCAUAUCAAAAUGUCAAGAUGUGAAUUUGUGUAUAAUGAAAUGGCAGUGAAUCUAUUAUGCCCUCAAAUGCUAUGAUAAUGUACACUACCAUAAUAAAGCUAUAGAUUAUUUUUC